UCUAUGGUUCCCCCGGCCUCCCCGGAAGCUCUUGCGAACGCUGGGUUUGAGAGGCCGGAAGUGGUGCUGCCGUUGCUCGCAGUUUCAAAAUGCAGUGCAGGCCUUAGGGUCUCCGGCUGCCACCCCUCCCCCAGCUAGGAGGGGGAGCGACUCAUGGAGCGGCCGUAAGGAUUCACCUGAGGGACACUUGGCUGGUUUAGUUUUUAGCUUCUGUGCUGGAUUUGAGAAUUGAGAAUUUCAGUUCAGUUUUGCUAACUGUGGAGUCUUCACUGCCAAAAUGACAUCACAUUCCACCUCGGCCCAGUGUUCAGCAUCUGACAGUGCUUGCAGAAUUUCUUCGGAACAAAUUAGUCAGGUGCGGCCAAAACUGCAGCUUUUGAAGAUUUUGCAUGCAGCAGGUGCGCAGGGGGAAGUAUUCACCAUGAAAGAGGUAAUGCACUAUCUAGGCCAGUAUAUAAUGGUGAAGCAGCUCUAUGAUCAACAGGAGCAACAUAUGGUAUACUGUGGUGGAGAUCUUUUGGGAGAUCUACUUGGAUGUCAGAGCUUUUCUGUGAAAGAUCCAAGCCCUCUCUAUGACAUGCUAAGAAAGAAUCUUGUUACAUCAGCUUCUAUUAACACAGAUGCUGCUCAGACUCUCGCUCUCGCACAGGAUCACACUAUGGAUUUUCCAAGUCAAGACCGACUGAAGCACGGUGCAACAGAAUACUCCAAUCCCAGAAAAAGAACUGAAGAAGAGGAUACUCACACACUGCCUACCUCACGACAUAAAUGCAGAGACUCCAGAGCAGAUGAAGACUUGAUAGAACAUUUAUCUCAAGAUGAGACAUCUAGGCUUGACCUUGAUUUUGAGGAGUGGGACGUUGCUGGCCUGCCUUGGUGGUUUCUAGGGAAUUUGAGAAACAACUGUAUUCCUAAAAGUAAUGGCUCAACUGAUUUACAGACAAAUCAGGAUAUAGGUACUGCCAUUGUUUCAGACACUACGGAUGAUUUGUGGUUUUUAAAUGAGACCGUGUCAGAGCAAUUAGGUGUUGGAAUAAAAGUUGAAGCUGCUAAUUCUGAGCAAACAAGUGAAGUAGGGAAAACAAGUAACAAGAAGACGGUGGAGGUGGGAAAGGAUGAUGAUCUUGAGGACUCCAGGUCCUUGAGCGAUGAUACUGACGUGGAACUUACCUCUGAGGAUGAGUGGCAGUGUACGGAAUGCAAGAAGUUUAAUUCUCCAAGCAAGAGGUACUGUUUUCGUUGCUGGGCCUUGAGAAAGGAUUGGUAUUCGGAUUGUUCUAAAUUAACUCAUUCCCUAUCUACAUCUAAUAUUACUGCCAUACCUGAAAAGAAGGACAAUGAAGGAAUUGAUGUUCCCGAUUGUAGGAGAACCAUUUCAGCUCCUGUUGUUAGGCCUAAAGAUGGAUAUUUAAAGGAGGAAAAGCCCAGGUUUGACCCUUGCAACUCAGUGGGAUUUUUGGAUUUGGCUCAUAGUUCUGAAAGCCAGGAGAUCAUCUCAAGCGCGAGAGAACAAACAGAUAUUUUUUCUGAGCAGAAAGCUGAAACAGAAAGUAUGGAAGAUUUCCAGAAUGUCUUGAAGCCGUGUAGCUUAUGUGAAAAAAGGCCUCGGGAUGGGAACAUUAUUCAUGGGAAGACGAGCCAUCUGACGACAUGUUUCCACUGUGCCAGGAGACUGAAGAAGUCUGGGGCUUCGUGUCCUGCUUGUAAGAAAGAGAUUCAGUUGGUUAUUAAAGUUUUUAUAGCAUAGUUGAGUCAGUCACAGAGAAAUACUAGGAGGACCAGGUCAUUUAUCAAAAAAAUCAGUAUUCUUAGAGGCAGGGGCAGAAGAUCACCAAUUUUGAUGCCAGUCUGGGCCAUAUAAUGAGAUCUUAGUCUUAAAAGGAUCAGUAUUGAGCAUCUUUUAUAAAUGUGACCCAUUGCAUAUGUUUAUUUGUAUAAGCAUAUAUGAACUUUUAGCUAAGUUUUGAGGGUUUCAUUAGUGAGAAGAUACUUUGUUCUUCCAAAUUGUGAACCCAGAGGGAAUAAUAUCAAUACAAACAUAGCAAUGCAUUCUUUUAUUCACUUCCAAAUUAUUGCAAGAAUAAUACAUUAGUUGAUUUAUUCUCUACCCUGGUGUUAUGUAAUGUUCUUGAGGCAUCAAAAUCUAAAGCAUUUAUUAAAUACUGGGGCUAACACUGAAGAGGACAUAUCCAGUCAGUCGCUCAUUGUGUAGUCAAGGAUGACCUUAAAUUCCUGAUAGCUGUCUCUACCACCUAUGUGCUCAUAGGCUCAUAGGCCGCCCCACUAGCCCAUCUGAAAUCUCUUAGUUUUAGGUCAGGUAACACAGGUGUACAUCUCUCCACAGCCUUAUUAUCAGUUCCAAAAAGGAAAGGCACAGACUUUGUUGCCCACACUUUGCAUUUGUCUCUCAAGCUGGCUGGGUGUUUUGUGUUUUGUGCUCUGCAGCUGUUCACAUUCUGAGGCAGUGGCCUAUGAUAAGGCUUGAACAGUAGAGAGGAGGAAUGUAGCAGCUGUGAAAGGAGGGGAACAAAUUGAUCUCUUCAAUUCUGCUUAGUCAUUUUAGACCACAUCAACUUAGUAUAAUAUCAAUAUAUGAACUGAAGAUCUUCACGCUGAAUCCCGUAUGCCUGUUCUGUGUCCACUGAACACAUGGCCAUCUUGAUGUUUCCCCAGGGACAUGAGAACAUCAUUUUAAAGACCAAGUCCCUAGAACUAUUGAGCUUGAGGGCAAUCUAGCUGUCUUGGCUUUUCCUAUGGCUCCUGCUGUUAGAAAGGGGGAGAUGCAUGGUAUCCAGUCCCCUUAAUGUCAUUAUGUCCCUGCUGGACUGGGACCACUGGGGCUCCUCUAAUUACUACUAAGAGGAGCUAUGUUAGCUUUAUCUUGCAUUGAUCCCAUGUUCCCUGUCUGUCCCAUGCUCUACCAUUAGACCCAACUUUACCAAAUUCUCACUGGAUCAGUUAUCAUAGUUACUCUUUAAUUUUGAUGACAAAGCACCAAUGCAAAAUAUAAAAGAAAGCAUUUAAUGGGGUUUGCUUUUGAGAGGGUUAGAAUCCAUGAUGGCAGGCAGGGACAGCUGAGAGCUCACAUCUUGAUCUGCAAGUAGAAUGCAGAGAAAAAGAGAGCCCUGGAAAACCCCAGGGCCUGCCCCCCCAGUGUCGUAAUUGGUCUACCUUUUCCACCGACUGGGGUCCAAGUAUUCAAACUUAAGAGCCUGUGGUUUAUAUUCUCAUGUAAACCACCACAUUCCAUGAAAAGAAUUACUAAUUACUGUGCUGCAGAACCAGUAUUAGGCGUUCUGGACACCUCUUCUAUCAAAGAAAUUACUUUUCACUCCAGGCUUAGGCAAAUUCUUAGGACAAGGGUAGAAGGCAGCCACAUUCUUUGUCAAACAUAACCAGAAUAAGUCUUUAGCCAGUUGUUAAUAGUUGUUCUACCCUGCAGCCUCUUGAUCUAGGCUUCCUCUCAGUACUAACUGUCUUUUAGGCUCCAACUGGACCCAUUAAGCUCUGUUUACAGCCUUGAACCCUUUCUUAGUCCAAAGUCUUACACAUUCCUCCAAAAAAACCACAUGGUCAGGUCUUUCACAGCAAAGAUCCACUUCCUGGUAGUAGCUUCUGUGUCUUGGCUACUCUAAAAUUGCUAUGACAAAACAUCCCGACCAAGGCAGAAUGUACAAGAAAGCAUUGAGUUUAUGGUUUCAGAGGUAUUUAGUUCAUGAUAGAACAGUUGAGAGCUUACAUCUUGAUCUGUAAGUAGGAGGCAGAGAGAGAACCCAGGGGAUGGCAUGGACUUUUGAAACCUCCAAGCCUUCACCUUGUGACAGACCUCCCCAACAGAGCCACAUCUCCUAAUCCUUUCCAAGUAGUUCCUCCAACUGGGGACCAAAUACUCCAGCAUGAGCAUAGGGGAGCAUUCUCAUUCACACCACCAGUUUGCCGAGGAACUUUCCUAGCCAUGGCUUGUCAUUCAUUGCUCCCAGUUGAUAAUUUCACUAUUUGUAGCAAACUCAGUGGCCAAGUCCUUGCUAUUAUGGGUCUUCUGCUUGUAUUGAAAAUACUGCAGCUCCUGUUGGGGUUGCUGUGCAGUCUCUCUGAGGGACUGAUAACAGACUUGUAUAUCCAUAUCUCCAUGGCAGUGAGAAACGGUAGCUUAGAGGUAAUCCUAGAAGCCAUCACUCACAGUCCCUGCUUGAGAAUAGGCUAUGAUAUGUCUAGCCCUGGACUUUAGUCAUUUCCUAGACAUGGACCUGCUGGGUGGAAUUGGGUCAUUAUGAUGUUUAAUUCCAAGCACUGCAUUCAAAAUAGGAUACAUGAUAUAGUAUGUCAGCUUCAUUCUAACGUUUCUCCUAAUCUUUUGGGGCAGAGUCUUGCUGUUUCACCAUGACUGGCCUGGGCCUUACCCUACAUCUCAGGCUGGCCUCAGCUUUGCAGUGACCUUCCUGCUUUUGCCUCUCGAGUGCUGGAAUUCUAGGCAUGUAAUGACUAAAUUUCUUAUUUUGCUUUUUAUUUAAGUUUUUGUUACUCUAUCUUGGACAAAAAGUGCAGAGCAGAGGUGUCGGAUUACUAGGAAAGUCUCCAGGGCUUCGCUGUUACUGUGUUCCCCACAGGGACUUCCUGGUUGUUGACGUGCUUCUGUUUACUACUGUGUCAGAUGAGCGACUCAGAGCUCGGCUUCAGAUAGGUGUGACUGCCGCCCUCGCCCAUUUAGGAUGUAGUAGAUUUAUGAUUGAGGGCUGGAACGGGUAGAUUACAUUGUACCGCCAAGCAUUUGUGACUGUGUGGAUAUAUAUUCAUUAUUUAUGUAUAUUUAGGUGUGUGUGAUACUUUGCAUGGUUUGAAAGAAUCUAUUCUGAAAGCCAGGAUCAUUUGUAACCUUUGUGUGUCAGUUCAAUGUAAUGUUGGGGCCUUUGAAAAGUUGAUUGAGAAAUUGGGGAUCAUUCCCAGUUCUCCGAUGUUACUUGUUUAGUCCUCUUUAGAAAGAAAGACACUUUUGGACCAGCUGUUUCGCUGUUUUGUUCUGUUUCCAUGAUAUUCUGUGAACCUCCAUGGCUUUAGAUACUGUGACUGUUAUUUUCCUUUUUGCCCAAAUUGUUGAUUCAGUCUAAAGAAUACUAUUUUUUGAUGCCUCUUACAAUUCAUGCAUGUGCACACUAUAGAUUGAUGCUACCUUUGCUAAAAAUGUCUUAAGAUAAAGAACUAGCUCUUUAGAACCUGCACUUCAAAGAUAAACCUGGAAGCUGUCCUGUGCCAAAAGUAAAGUGUACAAUGUUUACAGAUGGGUGGAAUUUUGCACUGCCAUAGGGAACGGUGAGCUCGCAUCACGGGGUUCCUUAGAUGUAUGGGUAGAUAGUUGCAGUUGAGCUUAUGAGAGGAACUGUGGAGCCCUCUAAGGCUAAGCUGCUAAUGAGUAUCCAAGACAGGUGGUUGGUGAACGUGACUCCCUAGACCUAGCUGGGGUCUUCUGUUGACAGCUCUUCAUGGUUUGCAGACACUAUAUGUUUUCUUUAGAGGAGCUGCCAGCUCUCCCCUCUUGUGAAAGACUGUCUUGUAGACAUUUUGAGAUCUUUUGAUGUAAUGUGCAAUCCCAAGUAAUGCCAUUAUUGGUGAAUGUAGCAUUGUUAAACUUUUAUUGUAAAUUAUCUCUGAUCUUACCUUGAUAGCCUUAGGGUUUUUUGUUUUUGUUUUUUUUUGUUAUGUUUUCAGAGACAGAGUCUCGCUAUUUGGUUUACCUAGAAUUUGCUUUAUGAUUAGGCUGUCCCCAAACUCACAGAUGUCUGCCUUUCUACCACCACGCCCAUGUAACUGAUGUUACCAAAAAUGAUCUCAUAUCCAUGGUGUUGCUUAUGUGUCUUUGCAUAGGCGCCUCCUUCAGUCCCAUCUAGGAGCACAGCACAGUAGAAGUCCAUUUCUUAAGUGGGCAGAGUCAGAGAUAAGCUAAGAGGGCAAGUAGUUGCUUCAGUGGUUUUUAGAGCUUGGCAAACGCUUUACUGAAGAUUAGCAUUGUGUUGUGACACUUGAGGGCCAAUACGAGCAUUUAAUUUGUUACCUAAAGGUGCUUUGUGUUCUUAAACAGCAAGUAUUUGAUGUGUGUAAACAUUUCCCUUCAUUCUCCCUCCCUCCUCACCGUUUUUAUGGUCUCCUAUUUCUGAGUUAGCUGCAUUUGGACAUUGCUUUUAUGCCAGAGGCCAUCUGUCACCUUGGAUGUUUAGAAGUACAGUGUACUUAUGUAGGGUCCUCCUUGAGCCUGUCCUGAGCAGUGUUGUGGUUACAGAAUUGCCUACGAGCUCCAACAGAGAGGUGGGGAAGCUGGGAGGGCACAGCUGUCUGGCUUCCUUUGUGGAGGUGUUGGUUUGUUUGAACACUAAGGAAUUUGAGGUUAAUCUUCCCCCUCUUCCUGCCCAUAGUUUUCACUUCCCUUUCAGUAAGAACGACCCCCUAAAAGAAAACAGGAGGAGAUGCAGCGCUUUAGGCCGCCUUAGCCAGCAGCUUGUGUCCUACUCUGGAAGUUGUAACCUACAGUUUUUCUCACCUGUAAAGCCAACACACACAGCUACCCGUUUCUACCUCAGUUUGAUGUGGCGACUAUGGAGGAACAACUCUUAAAAGCUCUGACUGCCUUGAAGAUGGAGGAAGCUAGUGGUCUUGGUCGACUGUGCUCUGAGGUUUAUAUUGAGAAUCCUUUAUUCUGGAAGUGAGUGCGGUUCUCCUGACCGCCUGCUCAGUAGAACCUGUGUUGCCUGCUUUAAGUCUCUGCCCACCUGCCUGUCCUUUCCUUGACACUAGGCUCUUGAUUAGGAAGAGUUGUCUCCAGAUGCUUUGAGAAGCACAUGUAAAUCUAGAUAGCACAUUCUACCCUGAUGGAACUUCCUUGCUUGUCUUGCUGUAUAGGAAUUCAUUCUGUAUACACUUGAGUGGGUGGCAUGAGAUGCUCGACUUGUGUGUCGAGAGGCAGUGUCAUGACAUUCCCAGUCUGGUACUUGCCAGUGCAGAAGCAAAUGAGGGGUAAUAAACUGAGAAGAAGGGCAGCUUACUAACGAGGCCAGAGGGAAAUGUUUCCGUGUGUCCUUAUGUAACUUUUUACAGUGCCACUAAGUUAAUAGCCCUGUACAUGGGUGUUUGCACUAUGUAAUGCUUUUAAUGCGGUUUUAUUGUGUUUUUGUGUGAUUAAACAGUUUUCAUUUCAUUGUGUUUUGUCAUUAUUGGAAAUAGGUAAUUUUGCUUAUGUACAGCUAACCCAUUUUCUGUUAUCUUUGGCAUGAUUUGGGGAAGUGAUUAAAAGUCAUUGGCAGCUUUUCCCU
Molecule: messenger RNA, 7298 nt
Organism: Mus musculus (house mouse)
Lineage: Eukaryota; Metazoa; Chordata; Mammalia; Rodentia; Muridae
Gene: Mdm4
Product: transformed mouse 3T3 cell double minute 4
Exons: 12
Coding region: 278-1747 (489 amino acids)
Biological process (GO): regulation of cell population proliferation; DNA damage response, signal transduction by p53 class mediator; protein-containing complex assembly
Cellular component (GO): cytoplasm; nucleus; transcription repressor complex
Molecular function (GO): enzyme binding; enzyme activator activity
Source: RefSeq, marked reviewed